UGGGGCGCUGGGGGGCGCGGGAGCGGGGCCGCCAUGGGCUGCGGGGCCGCGCGAGCGCUCGCCUCCGUCCUCUGCCUCCGCAGGAACGCCGCGAUGGCUGCGCAGGGAGAGCCCCAGGUCCAGUUCAAACUUGUAUUGGUUGGUGAUGGUGGUACUGGGAAAACGACCUUCGUGAAACGUCAUUUGUCUGGUGAAUUUGAGAAGAAAUAUGUAGCCACCUUGGGUGUUGAGGUUCAUCCCUUAGUGUUCCACACCAACAGAGGACCUAUUAAGUUCAAUGUAUGGGACACAGCCGGCCAGGAAAAAUUCGGUGGACUGAGAGAUGGCUAUUAUAUCCAAGCCCAGUGUGCCAUCAUAAUGUUUGAUGUAACAUCGAGAGUUACUUACAAGAAUGUGCCUAACUGGCAUAGAGAUCUGGUACGAGUGUGUGAAAACAUCCCCAUUGUGUUGUGUGGCAACAAAGUGGAUAUUAAAGACAGGAAAGUGAAGGCAAAAUCCAUUGUCUUCCACCGAAAGAAGAAUCUUCAGUACUACGACAUUUCUGCCAAAAGUAACUACAACUUUGAAAAGCCUUUCCUCUGGCUUGCUAGGAAGCUCAUUGGAGACCCUAACUUGGAAUUUGUUGCCAUGCCUGCUCUCGCCCCACCGGAAGUUGUCAUGGACCCAGCUUUGGCAGCACAGUAUGAGCACGACUUAGAGGUUGCUCAGACAACUGCUCUCCCGGACGAGGAUGAUGACCUGUGAGAAUGAAGCUGGAGCCCAGCGUCAGAAGUCUAGUUUUAUAGGCAGCUGUCCUGUGAUGUCAGCGGUGCAGCGUGUGUGCCACCUCAUUAUUAUCUAGCUAAGCGGAACAUGUGCUUCAUCUGUGGGAUGCUGAAGGAGAUGAGUGGGCUUCGGAGUGAAUGUGGCAGUUUAAAAAAUACCUUCAUUGUUUGGACCUGCAUAUUUAGCUGUUUUGGAACGCAGUUGAUUCCUUGAGUUUCAAAUAUAAGACUGCUACAGUCACAUCACAAUAUUCAGUGGUGAAAUCUUGUUUGUUACUGUCAUUCCCAUUCCUUUUCGUUUAGAAUCAGAAUAAAGUUGUAUUUCAAAUAUC
This is a messenger RNA of Nomascus leucogenys (northern white-cheeked gibbon), 1096 nucleotides long. Its product is annotated as GTP-binding nuclear protein Ran. NCBI's taxonomy places the organism in Eukaryota, Metazoa, Chordata, Mammalia, Primates, Hylobatidae. The record is from RefSeq and is a predicted model, not a curated record. Gene Ontology annotation, cellular component: cytoplasm; nucleus. Gene Ontology annotation, biological process: protein import into nucleus; ribosomal subunit export from nucleus. Gene Ontology annotation, molecular function: GTPase activity; GTP binding.